Molecule: messenger RNA, 944 nt
Organism: Phycodurus eques (leafy seadragon)
Lineage: Eukaryota; Metazoa; Chordata; Actinopteri; Syngnathiformes; Syngnathidae
Gene: txndc17
Product: thioredoxin domain containing 17
Exons: 4
Coding region: 375-746 (123 amino acids)
Cellular component (GO): cytosol
Molecular function (GO): protein-disulfide reductase [NAD(P)H] activity
Source: RefSeq, a predicted model, not a curated record
UGUGAUUUACAUGUUAAUCGUCUUUCAGCAAACGCUAUUUCACCUGGAAGUAGAAAGUACACACGUGAAAGAGCUUAAGUACUGCGAGAAUCGCCUUUAUAGUACUGUACGUAAUAUCGUUGAAGACUCCGCUAAACGUAUUCAUUACGUUUGUAUUUACACGUAAAACCGGCAGUUUGCGUUUUGAUAACAACAAUGACAUUUCCCCUCGCAAAAUAGCGAUCUUAAUGUACAUACUGGACUUCCACCCCGGAAGUUCUCGUGUCACGUUUUUCCCAGCUUGCUUGUUCUACUUUUUCGCAAACAGUGAAGCCAAUUCGUCUUCUUCAGUCUUGUGACUCAUCGACACGCUUGCACCUUUGCCGAACCAUACCAUGGCCCAGUACGAACAAGUGAACGUGCGCGGCUACAGCGAAUUCUGCAAGGCUGUGGCAGACAGGCCGGGCAAGGACAUUUUUGCGUACUUCUGUGGCGACAAAGAUGAGCAGGGCAAGAGCUGGUGUCCAGAAUGUGUCAAAGCUGAGCCAAUAUUAAAAGGAGCAAUGGGCGUCCUCCCCCUGGGCUCUGUCUUCAUCUACUGUCAAGUUGGUGAAAGGAACUAUUGGAAGGACGCAAGCAACGAGUUCAGGACAACUCUGAAGCUGACUGGUGUGCCAACCCUGCUGCGAUACGGCACCCCUCAAAAGCUGGUGGAGGAGGAAUGCUUCAAAGAGGAUCUGGUGAGGAUGAUGUUCACAGAAGACUGAGAGAGAUAACAUGUGCCUUUAACCACACUCAAAAUAAAUCACCAAACACAAUAAAGCGCUUCUUCAUUACACUCAAUGAACUAUACGCCCAUCUCAUAUCAAAAUACAAGGACUUUGUGAAGACGUCAUGCUUUUUUUUUUUUUAUAAUCAUCUGUGUUUGUCUUGUUGUCACAGUCAAUAAAGUUAUGCUUGUUGCA